Molecule: messenger RNA, 1869 nt
Organism: Trametes versicolor FP-101664 SS1
Lineage: Eukaryota; Fungi; Basidiomycota; Agaricomycetes; Polyporales; Polyporaceae
Exons: 2
Coding region: 1-1869 (622 amino acids)
Source: RefSeq, a predicted model, not a curated record
AUGAGUACAGCAGCAGAUGAUGAGGGCGUGAUGAGAAACUUCAUACACGUACUGGAGACGUUCUGGGCCCUCGUUGACCUCGCAGGGUAUCCCCUCAUCGCGGCGUCCACGCUAUGCGCGAUCUGGCCAGGCGCAGCGACGAACAGGAAUGGGCCUGCGCAAGUCAAGGUCCCUGCCACACCGGAUCUGCCGGAUCAGAUGCCUCUCGACGUUGUCAUAUCGCUGUAUCUAGGCUUCGCUAAUCCUGACGACCUCGCAACCUUUGAGCAGGCAUUUGUAGUAAACCAGCCUCACCUCGCGGUUGGCAAGGCCAUCCUCCCGCCAUAUGAUGGAGGCACUGAGGAGCUCUACCGCCGUACCAGCGUGAUACUGAGCAUGCUCGCCGAACAGCGCGCAUUCGAGUCCGUCGUGGAUCCUCCGUACCCGCGCGAUGGUUACAACUUCCCGGCAUAUGCCAUAGCUGGGGAUGUAGAACGCCUGCAGCACUCUAUGCUGGAACGCGACCGGAUCGUGAACGGCGCCCCAGAUCGCUCGCCGAUGGACUCCUCAAGCGAUAAGGAAUGUUGCAUGGCGGCGAGCGACGAGGGGUUUCUACACGAGUGGCGCUUGUGGACAAUAUUGAGCCCCGACAAGGUGUUCUCAAUCACCUUUCGUGGACGGAAGAUUCCUAAUUCCCAGCUAGGCGACCUCAUUGAAGCCCUGCAGGAUUUGCGCGCAAGCACGUUCCUCGACCUGUCAGGUAUCCAGCUGUCCUUACGCCAGCUGAUGACCGUCCUACGACAAUUCCCAGAAGUAGAAGCGCUUUCUAUCAGUGGCAACAAGCUCAUCCAGCCCGGCCAUCUACCCGCUCUCAUUGCAUCCACCCCUACCCUCCGCCGUCUGCACGCUAUGCACCUCGGCUUUGAGUCUUUCGAUGUCCUUCAUAGUCUUCUGCACGAACAUUCCGCCGCAUUUCGUCAAUUAGAGGGUCUAAUGUGCCCACCCCUCCUCACCCCUAACCAAGAGAUAACGUGGCCGGCUUCGUUCAUAUUCCACCACGCCACCCAGGCGACGUCGGAUAGGCCCAUCUAUGUCUCCGUGCCGCUCUGCACUCCCGCUCAGGUUGUGCAGGCGCUCACUGAGAUCCUCCGGCUGGCGUUCCAGGAGUACCGCUACGGGGAGUCCGCCGCAUUGUGGUACCGCAACCUCGAGUUCCUCACACAUGCGCGCCCAGGCCCAAACUCCUAUGCCAUGCCCGCGAACGGCUUCCCAUUCUACAUGUCAGCGGAGACGUGUCUACACACAGUGCUCUCUUCCGCGACCCUCCGCCCAGACCAGUGCUGGGGCGAGCGGCCGGUUGUGGGUGUGCCCUCGCACAGCCAGGCGUACACGUUGCGCGGGGAAGGCGGGCGGACUUGGAUGUUCUGGUUUGACUGGGACCACCGCCGCCACCAGCGCGAGAACCCAGGCAAGAACAUGUGGGGCUUUGUGCGCUGUGAGGCGACUUUACACGGGGAUGUCGACGAUCCCGAUGGCAUCACGACGGGUAUACCGCUGCACUCGACCUACUCCCAAACGGUACACGACCUGCGCGGAUAUCUGCGCUGCAUGGCAGACGAGGGGCGGCCGCUCCCCGAUGCAGACGCGGUUGAGCGACUGGAGCGCAUCUUAGCCAUGCGGGACCCGGACACUAUGCAGCCUGUUUGCGCGUUGAUGACCCAAGACGACCUGGAACCAAUCGUUGGGCGGCCGUCGACGGAAGAGGACAGGAAAUUCGACUACAAGGACGUUUACCGAGGGCUGACGGGUGAGAACCUCAGGACGGGGGUCAUGUUCCCGGGGUAUUGGCCGGGAACGCAGUCUCGGAGGUCCAAGUCGCUUUUCCUCUAG